AUGUACCUCAAGAGAGAAAUAGAGGCUGCGGUGAAAACGGGAAGACUGGCCCAUUUGGUCAAGGAAAUCAAGGAAGGGGGAGGGGAUCGUAAGGGAAGAGAUGCAAGGGAGCCUGGGAGGGCAGAUAUUGAUAUGAUUAGGAGGAGAAAUGAGUUUGACGUUACCCGAAGUGUAAAGGCCAGGAUCCUAGGCUCCCCGAACUGCAUGAAAACUCCCAUCCUUAUGCCAUACUUAGAAGAAGGUGAGGUGCAACGACUCCCACUGAAUAUCUCAGCUGUGAUAGCUGGACACAAGGUGUCUAGAAUACAUGUGGACGGAGGGUCAGGCGUCGAGGUAAUAUACGAACACUGCUUCCUCAGAUUCGACAGGGAUAUAAGAGAUAGGUUGGAGGAAGACUCUAUACCAUUGGUGGGAUUCAACAACAACGUGUCACAACCCCUGGGAAAGAUCAGGCUCCCAUUUACAGUUGGUGUAGGUGAUCGGGUCCGGACGAUAAAUUUAACCUUCACAGUAGUCAGGGCACCCUCCAAGUACAACGCAAUCCUGGGAAGGCCCGGAAUCGGAGAUCUGCAGGCACAAGCAUCCACCCCCCACGGGGCUUUGGUAUUCCAAACACCAAAGGGUCUUGCGUGGGUUAAGUCAGCUUACGAAGUGGUUUCUUCAGUAUCCAAAGGGGAAGAACCAGGAAGAUCCCAGGAAAGGAAGGUGGAGGAAUGGGUCCUCUGUGAUAAAUUCCCGGAACAAACAGUCAAGGUAGGGAGCCACUUAAGUGACAAGUGCAAGAGUGCCCUAAAGGAGUUACUCCUCCACAACCUAGAUGUGUUUGCAUUUCAACAUGGAGACAUGACAGGAAUUCCCAGAAGCCUGACGGAGCAUCGGCUCAACACUUUCACGUGGGCGAAGCCAGUGAAGCAAAAGAAGCGGAGUAUGGGACCUAACAAGGGAAGGGCCGCUUGUGAGGAGACUCGAAAGCUGCUCAGAGCAGGGAUCGUCAGAGAAGUUAAAUACCCAUCCUGGGUUGCUAACCCAGUUAUGGUUCAGAAAAAAGAUGGGGGAUGGAGGAUGUGCAUCGAUUUCCAAGACCUAAACAAAGCAUGCCUCAAGGACUGUUACCCUCUCCCGGAGAUAGACACCCAGGUGGACUCUCUGUCCCAAUAUCCCCUGAAAUGCUUCCUAGAUGCCUACAAGGGAUACCACCAGAUACAGAUGUCAAUAGAAGACGAAGAAAAGACCGCUUUUAUCACAGAUGAGGGAACAUUUUGCUACACCAAGAUGCCCUUCGGUCUCAAGAACGCGGGGGCAACAUACCAAAGGUUCAUGAACACCUUGUUUAGGGAACAGAGGGGAAGGAAUCUAGAGGUGUACGUUGACGACAUUGUCAUCAAGAGUUUGACGGAAGCAGCUAUGAUAGACGACAUAGCCGAGACUCUCAACACCAUGCAGGAUGUAAACAUGAAGCUGAACCCUGGGAAAUGCUGUUUCGGGGUAGAGGAAGGAAAUUUCCUGGGGGUAGUGGUAACCAGAGGGGGAAUAAAAGCAAACCCGGAGAAAACCCAGGCUGUAGCCGAGAUGCGUUCUCCCAAGUCCCUGAGAGACAUCCAGCAGCUGUACGGGAGGCUGAUAGCACUAAAUCGCUUUUUGUCAAAGGUGGCUGACAAAACCCUUCCCUUCAUGAAAGUAUUAAAAGACUGCCUUCAGACCAGCAAAUUCAACUGGACCACUGAGGCCGAAGCCGCCUUUCAGGAAAUGAAAACCUACAUUUGUAAGCUCCCUACGUUAGCCACCCCAGUGCCUGGAGACCCGUUGCUCCUUUACCUAUCCGCCUCAAAGACGACCAUAAGCGCGGUCAUGAUGGUGGAACGGGAAGGGAAACAGAUCCCCAUAUACUUUAUCAGCAGAACGCUUAAGGGGCCCGAGGAACGGUACAUGCCUCUAGAGAAACUUGCGUUGGCCCCGGUCUUUGCAUCUCGGAGGCUCAGGAGGUAUUUCCAAGGGCAUAAAGUCACCUUAGUGACCGAUCAACCCCUUCAGAAAGUGCUCAGAAAACCAGAGCUGUCGGGGCGACUAGCUAAAUGGGCCGUAGAGUUAGGGGAACACUCUCUGGAGUUCAAACCCAGAACGGCCAUGAAGAGACAGAUACUAGUUGAUUUCCUAGCAGAAGUCCCUGAAGAUGAAGAGAGGGAGCUACUAAAGUGGGAGGCCUUGGAGGAGGAAGAGAGAAAAAGGGAAGAUGAGGCUGUGUGGAAGUUAUUCACUGAUGGAGCAUCCAGUGAAGAAGGGAGCGGUGCAGGUAUCACGCUGGUAAGCCCCGAGGGGGUCGAGCUGACAUACGCUAUAAGGUUGGACUUCGAAAACACCAACAAUACCGCCGAAUACGAAGCCCUCUUAGCGGGGAUGAGGCUAGCACAGAAGAUGAAAGCGAAACACGUGGAGGCUAGCACCGAUUCACAAUUGGUAGUAAAGCAAUACCAAGGAGAAUAUGAAGCGAAGGAUAGCACCAUGGCUCGAUAUGUGGCGAAAAUUAAGGAGGCAGCCAAGGCAUUCGGGACCUUUAAGCUAGAGUACAUCCCUCGUGGAAGGAACAGGAAGUCUGAUGCAGCGGAAGUUGCCACGGUUGAAAGUCGACAAGAAACAUGGAUGACCCCAAUCAUCCAAUUCCUCCGGGACGGAACUCUACCCGAGGGAGAAUGGGCGGUCAGAAAAAUAAGGGUCAAGGCCCUACAGUAUGAGCUGAUUGAGGGGGAGCUAUACCGAAGGUCGUAUCUGGGCCCGUCCCUGCAGUGUGUUGAUAUAGAGGAGGCCGAAUAUGUGGUCAGGGAGAUGCACGAGGGGAUUUGCGGGAUGCACUCAGGACCAAGAACAGUAGUAAGAAGGGCAAUGAACGCAGGGUUCUACUGGCCACGAAUGUACGAAACGGCAUCUGAGGAAAUCAAGAAGUGUGACAACCGCCAAAUACACGCCCCGAUGACCCACCGGCACAAACAUCCCAUGGUGCUAGUCUCGACGUCUUGGCCAUUCCAGAAAUGGGCCAUCGACAUAAUUGGGCCUUUCCCGGAGGGUCCAGGAGGGGUCAAAUACGUGGUGGUGGCUAUUGAUUACUUCACUAAGUGGAUUGAAGCGAAGCCCUUGGCAAAGAUCACUGGAGAUCAAAUGAGACGGUUCAUGCUGGAUAACAUCGUAUGCAGGUAUGGGGUUCCGAAAGAGCUGGUAAGUGACAACGGGGUCCAAUUCGCCGGAAGACCCUUCAAGCCAUGGUGCGAGCAAAUGAGGAUUCAACAAGUGUUCACUUCCGUUACUCAUGCCCAGAGCAACGGGUUGGUGGAGAGAGCCAACCAGAGUGUUAUUAAAGGGAUAAAGGGUAGGCUUGGAAGGAAACAGAAGGGCUGGCUGGAGGAACUUCCAUUCGUGUUAUGGGCAUACCGAACCACCCCCACAAGUUGCAACGGGGAGACCCCAUUCAGUCUUACCUAUGGAACGGAGGCUAUGAUCCCUGCUGAAAUCGGGUCCCAAACUGCUCGGAUGAAGCUUCGGGAUGAGGAGAACGAGCAGGAUCUCAGAAUGAACCUAAACUUGUUAGAAGAGAGAAGGGAGAUAGCAGCAGUAAAAGAAGCCCACUACAAAAAGCUCCUCGAAAGUUACUAUAACACCAGGAUGAAGAAACUCAACGUUGUCCCAGGGGAUCUGGUUCUUAGAGCCAACGAGGCUAGUCUGCAAGAAAACACCGGAAAGUUGGGUCCCAACUGGGAAGGACCCUACAGAGUCACGUGGGCAAAUGGCAAAGGAACCUGCAAGUUGGAAACGCUAGAGGGGAAGGAGGUCCCUAGGACCUGGAACCUCAUGCAGCUCAGGAAGUAUUACAUGUAA
This is a messenger RNA of Helianthus annuus (common sunflower), 3864 nucleotides long. RefSeq lists its product as uncharacterized. The record is from RefSeq and is a predicted model, not a curated record. The coding region runs from base 1 to 3864 and encodes 1287 amino acids. NCBI's taxonomy places the organism in Eukaryota, Viridiplantae, Streptophyta, Magnoliopsida, Asterales, Asteraceae. The transcript has a single exon. Gene Ontology annotation, molecular function: RNA-DNA hybrid ribonuclease activity; nucleic acid binding. Gene Ontology annotation, biological process: DNA integration.